CCAACUCAGUCUCCAUGUCAGUCACAUUCCACACUACGCACGGAGACAUCAAAGUCGAGAUCUUCUGCGAGGCAGUCCCCAAGGCUGCUGAGAACUUCCUCGCACUAUGCGCCUCGGGCUACUACGAUAAUUGCCUCUGGCACCGGAACAUCAAAGGCUUCAUGAUCCAGACGGGCGAUCCAUCAGGUUCUGGUAAAGGCGGUCAGAGCAUCUGGGGCAAGCCCUUCCCGGACGAAGUCCGAACCACUCUUAAGUUCAACAACCGCGGUAUCCUGGCCAUGGCGAACUCGGGCCCCGACACGAACAAGUCCCAGUUCUUCAUAACAUACGCUAAGCAGCCCCAUCUUGAUGGCAAGUACACCAUCUUUGGCAAGGUGAUCGACGGUGCAGACACCACCCUGGAUGCCAUGGAAAGGGUGCCUGUGAACCCGAAGAACAGGCCGCUCAGCGAGAUACGUACAUCUCACGUAACAAUCCACGCAAAUCCCAUCGCGGAUACAGAGCUAGCAGGCCGGUGAUAACUCCCACACCCGAGCCAACCAUGAUAUGUUAAUCUCCAACGCGCGAGCCCGUCCGCCGCACAUCGCGGGCGUGCCCUCCGGAGGCUUCGUGGCGUCUGCGGCGCGCAAGGUUUGUUGUCGGAGCGUGCCUGGCCCUGCGCUCACACGCGC
This is a messenger RNA of Trametes versicolor FP-101664 SS1, 671 nucleotides long. RefSeq names its product cyclophilin-like protein. Gene Ontology annotation, biological process: protein peptidyl-prolyl isomerization. Gene Ontology annotation, cellular component: catalytic step 2 spliceosome. The record is from RefSeq and is a predicted model, not a curated record. The transcript is spliced from 7 exons. Gene Ontology annotation, molecular function: peptidyl-prolyl cis-trans isomerase activity. Lineage: Eukaryota; Fungi; Basidiomycota; Agaricomycetes; Polyporales; Polyporaceae. Bases 15 to 518 code for a protein of 167 amino acids.